This is a messenger RNA of Brassica rapa (field mustard), 2229 nucleotides long. Its product is annotated as protein BIG GRAIN 1-like D. The record is from RefSeq and is a predicted model, not a curated record. NCBI's taxonomy places the organism in Eukaryota, Viridiplantae, Streptophyta, Magnoliopsida, Brassicales, Brassicaceae. Gene Ontology annotation, biological process: auxin-activated signaling pathway.
AAUGUAGGUAUAGCGAGGGAGCUUACAGAACAUUCACAGUGUGGUCUCGUCUUUGGAGGAGACACGGCCCAAACCUAUAGAGUAGAGUGGUCCAUUCCUCUAUAACCCGUCUGUGAAAGAACAAAUGCCGUACGCAUGGGGUGAGGAGGCCCACACGUGCGAGGGGUCGCAUAUGGGGAGAACAACAACAAUGGUUCACGUGGCAGGUCACGUGUGGGACCCCACACAGACACCAGUUGAGAGGUUCACCGCGUGGAUGAAUGAGUGAAUCUUUCUUUUUUCUUUUUGUGUCAGUUCUUAUUGUCUCUCCCUGAGCAACUCAUUCUCUGACUCCUCCCGUGCCAUUUUCUUUCCCUUUAAUAGUAUGUUUCUCAAACAUCCCUAAAACUUAACAGUUGUAUCCAUUCUAACCAAGAUUCAUUUCCAUUGACAAUUAGAUUGCAAACUGAGCAUUCAUACUUUUUCAACAGCAUUCAUCUACUAUGUUUUAAUGUGGAUAAUGCCACAACAAUGAUAUUGAUACAGUUAUCAACUAUAUAUGUCACUGUUGUAAACUAUAUAACAUUGUCUAGCAAACUUGAUCAUAUAAAAUGAAAAGAACAUAGACCGAAGUGUGACAAAGAUAUAGGAUGGAAACAAGAAGACAUACAAGUGUUUUUAACAACAAAAGAAAGACAUAAGUGUUGAUGAAACGAGGAACAGCCAAGGAACAAGAAAGGAAGGAAGCAUGUGAGAGAACUGAAAAAGACGCAAAACAGGUACAGUUCCUUAACCUGUCCUUGUCUAGACAACUCCAAUGAAGCAAUGUGGAUGUAGGAGAGACUUUGCUUAAAGUUAAACACGCACAUGAUCGUUUAAUUAAAUCAUUAAGAACUUGCUAAAUGCUAAUUGAAGACCGCACUAGUGUGGUCCUUCUGGUAAGUGAACAACACGCGCCGAGAUCGCCAGUUAUAUAUACGUCUUCUCUGUGUUCUCUCUCAUUCGUCGUCUUCCUCUACAACUUCCGACAAAGAAGAAGAAAAACACCAAAACAGUUAAGACGUUAACUCUUUCUUCUUUUGUCUCUUCUUCUUCAGAACAAAACAUGCAUAGAUCCAAACCUCAAUCCAGAAACCCGUCAUUCUCCUCCACUCUCCUCGAUGAAAUCUACAAUUCCAUCGAUCCCAAAACCAAAAAGACUCAACCUUUUGUCGGCUCUGUUAAGAAACAGAGCAUCAGCGUAACCAGAUCAGUUCCUGACCGGAAACUCCACCAAGAUCGGUUCUUUGGCUCUGUCUCCUCUUCCUCUGAUUCCAACUCCAGUAUCUUCUCAUCUUCCGACACCGAACUAAGUCACGGUACUAAGAAGAUAACUUCUUCAAGGCCGUUGUGUUUCGGCCCAUCUAAGACAAAACAGAGUAAAACAGAGGAUAAAGCUCUGUUUCACCAAAACAGAGCAACCCGAGUGUUUCACGACUGCGAUUACGCCUCGGGUAAUCAAAAGAAGCUCAAAACUCCAUCUUCACCUGGAGUACGAAUCGUUAACUUCAUCAAUGCCUUGUUCAGCAAACAAUCAACGGCGGUUAAUAGUUAUCCGAGGAAGACGAGCUACGAAGACUCUGCAUUCUCUAGAAAACGAACUGAAUAUUACUAUCCAUCCACGGCGUGUUCUUCAGCUUCUUCCUUCUCCAGGUCUUGUCUGAACAAACGCUCCGAGAAAUCAUCUGGCCGUACCAAGCCAAGCGUUAGAUUUUCUCCGGUCAAUGUGAUCGUCGAAGAAGAAGACUAUCUCAGCAGCGGCUAUGUUAGAAAGUCGGUGAAGAAGAAUGUGGAAGAUGGAGGGAGGAGAUCAGUGGAGGAGAUUGCUAGAGAGUUUUUGAGAGAUUACCACAAGAAUCAUGAAAACAGUUUGGUCAAGAAUAAUAAUGAUCUCGAGGAUUAUGAAGAUGAGGAUGAUGAUGUUGGAAGUGAUUCGAGUUCGGAUUUGUUUGAGCUGGAUUUAGUUGGAACUCGUCAUCAUAAUCUGUACGAAGAUGAACUUCCUGUGUAUGAAACCACUUUUGCUGGUUUGAUCUUGUGAAGCUUUUGUUACUUUUUCUUUAGGUUUUUCGAUUUUAUUUUUAAAGUUUUUGUAUCAUGGUGAUUCUUUCUCCACAUCUGUGUUUGGUUUUUGUAACUAUAUGUCGUGUUAUAAAUUUUGUGCUUGUGAAAGUAUGAACGGAUCAUAUCUCUCAUAGCUUCAUUUUACCU